AUGGUACCAUGCCAGACCAUCGUUGUGAUGAUGAUGGUGGUAUUGGUCACAGUGCAGUGGUUGGGGUGUACUUGUAGUUUUGCAGAAGGUUAUCCGGAAGACGAUUUGGUGGUGGUGCUUCCAGGUCAACCGAAGGUCGGGUUCAGACCAUUCGCAGGAUAUAUCAAUGUGGACUCGGAGAAUGGUCGUAGUCUGUUUUACUACUACGUCGAGGCUGUAAAAGAACCCGACACUAAGCCCUUAACCCUUUGGCUUAAUGGAGGUCCAGGUUGUUCUUCAGUUGGUGGAGGAGCUUUCACUGAGUUAGGUCCAUUUUACCCCACAGGCGAUGGUCGUGGCCUCCGCAUUAACUCCAUGUCUUGGAACAAAGCCUCGAAUCUGCUAUUUGUGGAGUCACCAGCGGGAGUAGGAUGGUCAUACUCGAACAGAAGCUCUGAUUACAACACCGGGGACAAGUCUACUGCUGAUGAUAUGCUUGUGUUCUUGUUGAGAUGGUUCAAGAGGUUCCCAGAGUUGAAGUCUCGCAACCUCUUUCUCACUGGCGAAAGCUACGCUGGACAUUACAUACCUCAGUUGGCUGACGUGAUACUUACCUACAAUUCACGCUCAAGUGGGUUCAAAUUCAACAUCAAAGGCAUUGCAAUUGGGAAUCCACUUCUGAAGCUUGACAGGGACUCUUCAGCUGCAUACGAGUUCUUUUGGUCGCGUGGGAUGAUCUCUGAUGAAAUGAGACUCACAAUCAUGAGCCAAUGUGACUUUGCCAAUCCCAAGAACAUGAGCAAUGCAUGUAUAAAUGCUAUCGUUGAAUCCAGCGUCCUCACUGAGUAUAUCAACAGUUAUCAUGUUCUUCUUGAUGUAUGCUACCCGUCUAUUGUCCAGCAAGAGCUGAGGCUCAAGAAAAUGGUUAGCCCCCUUUCCACAUGUACAGCACAAUACGUCGAGAACGCCGGCCAGUCGUGUGGCGAAGACACCAUCUUCACCAAAUCAGCGCAGUCUGAGUGGAACGCCACAUCACGGUAA
Messenger RNA from Camelina sativa (false flax), 1020 nucleotides. NCBI's taxonomy places the organism in Eukaryota, Viridiplantae, Streptophyta, Magnoliopsida, Brassicales, Brassicaceae. The record is from RefSeq and is a predicted model, not a curated record.